GCGGUUUGGGAGACGGGCGGGGAUGCUUUGAGGAGGGCGGCCGCGGCGGUGGCCGGGCUUUCACUGGCAGCGGCUCGGCUCUCCGGGGAGCCUCUAUGUGGCUGGAGGCGGCGAACAUGGCGCCGACCAGCCCCCCCCGGAAAAUGGGAACUGGGUUCCCUAGCCAGAGGGAGGACAGCCCCGAGCCCGCGGGGGACUCUGAAGCGCCCGCCGCGGCGCCCCCGGCUCCUGACAGGCUUCUGUUUGCUGAAACAGACUUUGUUUCCUUAUGUGAUGCUUUACACAUAACAGACAGUCUGAGAAUAACUGCUUGGAAGACCUAUGAAAAAAUGGAUGUAGUUGAGAGCCAUUUAAAAAAAGAAAUGUGGGGGAUCUGCAUUUUUAUGGCUGCAGUUGACCUGGAUGAGAUGACAUUCACAUUUACAGAACUUCUGAAAUGUUUACAAAUUAGUGUAUGCAAAUUUGUGCACUUGAUUAAAGAAAUUGAUGUCAACAUGGAUACAAUUAGUACUAAAAUGGACUGUACUAUAUCGCGUCUGAAAAAAAAAUAUGAUACACUCUUUGCACUCUACCAGAAGUUUACAAGGACUUGUGAACUUAUCUGCCUUGACCAGCCCAAUGAUCAAACUUGUGCUGAAAGUUCUUGCUUAUUUGUAAAACUCUGCUGGAUCAUGUUUCUUUUGGCAAAAGGAAAAAUACUGCAGAUGGAAGAUGAUUUGGUUAUCUCUUUCCAGUUAUUACUGUGUGUUUUUGAUUACUGUAUCAGACUAUUGCCCCCUGCACUACUUAAGGAACCAUAUAAAUCUGUAACUGCAGUAUCUGGAAAUGGCUCAUCUCGAACAAGUAGACAAGGUCAGAAUAGAAGUACGAGAACAUCAAAAACUGAUACAGACAUCAAGGUUAUUGAAGAGCUCUGUAAAGAAUAUGAGUGUAAUUUGGAUGAGGUAAAAAAUGUUUACUUCACUAGCUUUAUUCCAUUCCUGAAUUCAAUGGGCAUUACAGCUUUCAGAGGACUUCCAGAGGUUGAAGAUAUGUCGAGCAAAUAUGAAGAAAUGUAUUUGAAAAACAAGGAUAUUGAUGCUAGAUUAUUUCUGGAGAAAGAUGAGACUUUGCAAUAUGAAAAUGCAGAAUGUUUACAGUUAGAGAGAACACCUACAAAAAACCCAGGUGAAGAUUCUCCUAUUGUACUUCCACAAACCCCUGUUCGAGCUGCAAUGAAUACUAUUCAGCAGUUAAUGAUAAUAUUAAACUCUGCAAGCGAUACACCAUCGGACAACCUUCUCUUCUAUUUUAAUAUUUUCCCCCAAAUAUUACAGAACUGCACAAUUAAUCCUCAUGAAGACAUAGUGAAAAGAAUAGAAAGUCUGGGCUUUAUUUUCAAGAAGAAAUUUGCUGAAGCAGUUGGACAAGGCUGUGCUGAAAUUGGAUCUCAGAGGUACAAACUUGGAGUAAGGCUAUACUACAGAGUGAUGGAAUCCUUAUUAAAGUCGGAAGAAAAACGUCUGUCGGUUCUUAAUUUUAGCAAACUUUUGAAUAAUGACAUCUUCCACAUAUCUCUGCUGGCUUGUGCUCUUGAGCUAGUCAUGGCUACAUAUGGCACAUUAAGAAAUGCUUCACAGAGUGUGAAUGUGGAGACAGACUUGUCUUUCCCAUGGAUCAUCAACGUCCUGGACUUGAAAGCCUUUGAAUUAUACAUGAUUAUUGAAAGCUUCAUUAAAGCAGAACCAAGCUUGACUAGAGAGAUGAUAAAACACCUAGAAGGCUGUGAACACAAAAUUAUGGAAUCCCUUGCAUGGCAAUCAAAUUCACCAUUAUUUGAACUUAUAAAGCAGUCAAAAGAGCGAGAGGGGCAGACUGAUGAGCCCGAACCUGCCAACUAUUUUACUCAGCCUCUUCAGCAUAAUCACAGUGCUGCAGAUUUGUAUCUCUCUCCCACAAAGUCUCCUAAGAAAAAAGUUUCUUCUGCUUUUGUGUAUUCUUCUCCAGAGUCACAGGCUGCAGGGUUAAAUCAGCCUCAAAAACCAUACAAAUCUAUUUCUUUGUCAUAUUUCUAUAAAAAAGUGUAUUCCUUGGCUUAUCGGCGAUUAAAUAACUUAUGUUUGCGUCUUCUGUCUGACCAUCCUGGACUUGAACAUUUGAUAUGGACCCUUUUUCAUCAUACACUGCAAAAUGAAUAUGAACUGAUGAAAGACAGACACUUAGACCAGAUUAUGAUGUGUUCCAUGUAUGGCAUAUGUAAGGUGAAGAACAUUGAUCUCAGGUUUAAAACUAUUGUGACAGCAUAUAAGGAACUCAACAAUGCAAAUCAAGAGACUUUCAAGUGUGUCUUGAUCAGGGAAGGACAAUAUGAUUCCAUUAUAGUCUUCUACAACUUGGUAUUUAUGCAAAGAUUGAAAACUAAUAUUUUGCAAUAUGCUUCCAACAGGCCUCCAACAUUAUCACCCAUUCCUCCAAUUCUACAGAGCCCUUAUAAGUUUUCUAAUUCUCCUUUACGUGUUUCUGCUGGAAAUAACAUCUAUAUCUCACCUUUGAAGAAUCCCAGCAAAUUUUCUGAAGGGCUGUUGUCACCCACAAAAAUGACACCCAGAACAAGAAUAUUGGUUUCAAUUGGUGAAUCCUUUGGGAGUUCUGAAAAAUUUCAAAAGAUAAACAAGAUGGUAUGUAACAGUGAUCGUCAUCUCAAACGGAGCGCUGAACUAAGCACCACUCCUAAGCCUUUGAAGCGGUUGCGCUUUGAUAUUGAAGGACAGGAUGAAGCAGACGGAAGGGAGCAUCUUUCCGGAGAGUCGAAAUUUCAACAGAAGCUUGCAGAAAUGACAUCUACUCGGACCAGAAUACAAAACCAAAAACUAAAUGAUGGUGCUGAAGCUUCAGGCACUGUACAGAAAUCUGUCUCAUGAUCAAAGAAAUGCAAUUCUGGAGCUGUCUUUUUUUAGUCCAUUGGUUUUGUAAUAAUCAGUACUGGGAUUGCGAACUCAAAAUAGACUAUGAAAAUAAAGUCCUGAACUUUUAUAAGCAGCAAGCAUACUUAAGAGUUGGCUAACCUUAAACUAUAAUAACUAUGUAUUUUGACAAAUUGAGCAUAGAAAUAUUCUGUAUUCUAAUAAACAUUAAAGAUUAAUAAAAGACUUUUAAAAAUAA
Candoia aspera is the source of this 3141-nucleotide messenger RNA. It is a transcript of the gene RB1, whose product is annotated as RB transcriptional corepressor 1. Gene Ontology annotation, cellular component: nucleus; chromatin; Rb-E2F complex. Gene Ontology annotation, biological process: neuron projection development; negative regulation of G1/S transition of mitotic cell cycle; regulation of transcription by RNA polymerase II. The coding region runs from base 96 to 2900 and encodes 934 amino acids. The record is from RefSeq and is a predicted model, not a curated record. The transcript has 27 exons. Gene Ontology annotation, molecular function: RNA polymerase II transcription regulatory region sequence-specific DNA binding. NCBI's taxonomy places the organism in Eukaryota, Metazoa, Chordata, Lepidosauria, Squamata, Candoiidae.